CUCUGGCCCUGCCCCCUCGGUCGCGGUGCCUGCUGGGACGUCAGUUACAGGCCGUGUGCUGUGAGGGGACCUACGGCCGGAGCUGAGGCCCGAGCGCCGGGAUAGGGGAACUACGAGGUUCCUGCGUAACUGACAAAAUGGAGGAGCAGUGUCAGGCCAUGCAGGGACCACCUGUCUCCCAAUAUCAGACACAGAAGACGCUGCGGCCAGACAUGGGUUAUAACACAUUGGCUAAUUUCCAGAUCGAGAAGAAAAUCGGAAGGGGCCAAUUUAGUGAGGUCUACAGGGCCACAUGCCUCCUUGAUCGUGUACCGGUGGCCUUAAAGAAGGUCCAGAUUUUUGAUUUGAUGGAUGCAAAAGCAAGAGCAGACUGUAUCAAAGAGAUUGACCUCCUUAAGCAACUGAACCAUCCUAACGUAAUUAAAUACUAUGCCUCAUUCAUUGAGGAUAACGAGCUGAACAUCGUAUUGGAAUUAGCAGAUGCUGGGGACCUGUCUCGGAUGAUAAAGCAUUUUAAGAAGCAGAAGCGGCUGAUCCCUGAGAGGACGGUUUGGAAAUACUUUGUGCAACUGUGCAGUGCCCUGGAACACAUGCAUUCCCGCCGUGUCAUGCACAGAGAUAUUAAACCAGCCAACGUGUUUAUAACAGCCACUGGUGUGGUGAAACUGGGGGAUUUAGGCCUGGGUCGUUUCUUCAGUUCUAAAACCACAGCUGCGCAUUCUUUAGUGGGUACCCCUUAUUAUAUGUCACCUGAGCGGAUACACGAGAAUGGAUAUAACUUCAAAUCAGAUAUUUGGUCGUUAGGAUGUCUGCUUUACGAGAUGGCUGCUCUCCAGAGUCCGUUCUACGGAGACAAGAUGAACCUCUACUCUCUGUGUAAGAAGAUAGAGCAGUGUGACUACCCCCCACUGCCCUCUGACCACUACUCUGAAGAGCUGAGGAUGUUGGUGAACACCUGCAUCAACCCUGACCCAGAGAAGAGGCCAGAUGUUACAUAUGUGUACGAGGUGGCGAAGCGAAUGCAUGCACUGACCGCCAGCAGCUAGAAUACAACAAGGAUUAUCCCCCCUCGUCCACACUCUUUCAAGUAUUUUUUUAGUCACUAUGCCCAUUAGAGGAGUUCCAGUCAUCCCUCUCCUGCAGCCUUAUGGAUGGUUAGACCCGGUCCUCUGACACUGGUGGGGUCUCAUUUAAGAUUAUUCUACACAUUAUAGAAAUAAGCGGCAGGGUACAGCUGUCUGACUUGGGGUUGGCUUUAUUGAGCAGACCCUUAAGGACAGAGUUGUAAUGUAGCAGAAUUAAUCCAUAACGUUCAUCUCUAUGACCUUGUAGUGGUACAUUUAGCGAGCUAUGGGAUACUGUCAUGGUUCUCAGAUCACAGUAUCUACUCCAUAAAGUCAAGCACAGCAGGACAGAUGUAACACAUUACCUUAUAAUGCCUUGUAGGAGGGGCCUCUAAUUACAUAUAAGUGUAGUGAGAAGCACAACAUCACUACACCAGUACGGGCAAUUAGUAGCGAAAAACACAACCGAACUUUCUUGUUGCCUACUAAUUUGUCCGUGGCAGUAAAUGAGUUAAAAUGCUUUCUAUCUAUAGACUCUUAAGAUCGGGAAUAAUCUGUCAUUUGAGAUUUUCCAUUUUUCUUCUAUGCAUCAGAUAAAUAUAUUUUGUAUCUUCCAAUACAACCACAAGCCUUUAAUUCUGAUACCAAAGAUUUCCUUCAUGUUCAUAGUGCGAAUGUUGUAUCUGCAGAGCCCCUUACACAAUGCUAAAUAUAUACACAGUAUAUUUUUUUUAAGGUGAAAUACUAAAUAGGACCAAAAUCAUAUUACUAUAAAUUAAUCAAAUGGUAUUAUAUUGAGGGUUUAAAUAAUGCGUAUUUGCCUGGUAAACACAAUGACGUGAGCUACAAGGCAAUACAGAUCUGUCCAGCUUCAACUCAUAUAGCAGAACAAAUCGAGCUCAUUUUAAAAAAUCCUAUGUUUCAUGCUAAAGCCGGCAGCAGAAAUAACCCCCGACUCUCCCGGCUUGUGGUGUUCACCUUACUGAAAUAAAUGAAAACUAUAUGACAUUAAUUUGCUAUAUUCUAAAUUAGUCUAUUUUAUGCAAUCAAUAAAAAUGUUUUUAUAACGUGUAAAUGAGUCAUAAAAAAAAAAUAAAACUUGUUUUUCAACAUUGUAGAAAAAGUGUUAUGAUAUUUACAAAUAUCAGAGAAAACCAAAGAUAACCAUGUUUUAAGUUGGCUUUUAUUUGCACUGGUGCAUUUAGGUGGUUAUUAACCCAUUUGAUGCCAGUGUGCCUUAGCCUUGUUACAUGUAUUUCCUGUUUAUUAAUGAGUUGGAGAUACCGUGUCUCAUGCAGUUUUAAUGUAAGUGUAGAAAUAUCUGAUAAAAUGCGACUUAGUGUAACAGGACAGUCGUUCAUUUUUUGUUCUAAUAUUCUGUCAUGUUCGCACGCACAGACCCUUCCUGACGCACAGGCAAUAAAUCCUAGCAUGUGCUAAAAAUGCACUUGUCAAUGUUUCCCUUACAUUAUCAUGCCUGUUGCUGUAAUUCAGACCUUCAUAUCACACAAUGUAUCUGAUUGUUUUGGUGUGUGUGAGAAUUUGCCUUUUUACUAUCCUAAAUGAGACUGUUAAGGGUGCCCAAGUGAAGGAUGCCGCUGUUCCCUGCACUUGUUUAGACUGAAUCGCCCACACUAAAUACCUCCCCUGUACAAUGAAUGUCCCCUAUGGUUAUAUAUAUAUAUAUAUAUAUGUGUGUGUUUACAUACAUAUUUUAUUUUGUUAUAUUUUAUUUUUUUCCUUUUGUUUAAAGUCAAACUGUAAUCUCCUUUCCAGCGUGUUAUCUGUUAUAUAUAAUGUUACAGAGCCUUAAAGGAUAAGAAGAAACCCAUUUUGCUGUACAAUCUUAUAUUGUAUAAAAUAAAAUAUACAUUUCUAAGAAUA
Bombina bombina (fire-bellied toad) is the source of this 2948-nucleotide messenger RNA. RefSeq names its product NIMA related kinase 7 (gene NEK7). Gene Ontology annotation, biological process: protein phosphorylation. The record is from RefSeq and is a predicted model, not a curated record. Gene Ontology annotation, molecular function: protein kinase activity; ATP binding. The transcript is spliced from 10 exons. NCBI's taxonomy places the organism in Eukaryota, Metazoa, Chordata, Amphibia, Anura, Bombinatoridae. Bases 138 to 1046 code for a protein of 302 amino acids.